Messenger RNA from Prunus armeniaca (apricot), 468 nucleotides. Lineage: Eukaryota; Viridiplantae; Streptophyta; Magnoliopsida; Rosales; Rosaceae. The record is from the annotation of a GenBank genome assembly.
AUGAUAUGCUGCUUGAUUGCUGUGGCCAUAACUCUAGCCCUGAAGUUUGGACAAGGAGAAGUCCUCCCAAAGGGAAUUGGGAUCUUCCUUGUUAUUGUCAUUUGCAUAUUUGUUUUGGCUUAUGGAAGGUCUUGGGGUCCUUUGGGGUGGUUAGUUCCAAGUGAGCUCUUUCCCUUGGAAACAAGAUCAGCUGGACAGAGUGUGGUGGUCUGUGUCAAUCUCCUCUUCACAGCUCUGAUAGCACAGUGCUUCCUCGCGUCGCUAUGCCAUCUUCAAUAUGGGAUUUUUCUGCUGUUUGCAGGCUUGAUAAUGAUUAUGAGCAGCUUCAUCUUCUUCCUCCUGCCAGAAACAAAGCAGGUGCCCAUAGAAGAAAUAUAUCUUCUCUUUCAGAAACACUGGUUUUGGAAAAGAAUAGUAGGAGAUGGGGAGCAAGUUGGACCCAAUGGGAAGCCAGGAGCACAAGUUUAG